Molecule: messenger RNA, 459 nt
Organism: Ilex paraguariensis (yerba mate)
Lineage: Eukaryota; Viridiplantae; Streptophyta; Magnoliopsida; Aquifoliales; Aquifoliaceae
Source: the annotation of a GenBank genome assembly
AUGGCAGAAGAGAUCGGACCAGAAAAGAAACAACCACUGGCCGAAAUGACCGAGGACAAGCACAAAAAAGAUACCCCCAUGGCUUCCCCCUACGCGCCUAAACAAGUAGGCCGUGCCUUGUGCUCGUGUAUGGUUUUCUUCCUUUUGCUAGUAGUAGGUAUCAUAGCCCUGGUAGUGUGGUUAGUGUAUCGUCCCCACAAGCCAAAGUUCACAGUUGUCAGCGCGGCCAUCUAUUAUCUCAACACCGCGGCCCCACCGUUCCUGUCCGUCACCAUGCAGUUCACCAUCGUCACUAGAAACCCCAACAAACGAGUCUCCAUCUUCUACGACCAGCUUUCAGCUUUCGUGUCGUACAAGAACCAGGCGAUCACGCCGCCAGUGAUGCUGCCACCUCUGUGUCAUCGAAAGCACAAAGAGAUCGGACCGGAAAAGAAACAACCACCGGCCGAAAUGACCUAG